GCUUCUAUAUAUUUCUCACACCAGAGCAAGGAACGAUAGAUCAUCUCUAGCUCCCUGCUCUGCAUCCAGCCAGCCAUGGCCACCUUCCAGAUCACCCCUGUGCUUGUGGAGCGCAACGAGCUCAAGUUCAGUGGCCUCUACAUGUAUCACACGACCUCCGGCCCGAACCGUAACCAAGAGUCACUGGUAAGCAAGAACGGGUUGGGUUCGCUGGUUGCGAACAACUGGGAAGUACGCGACGGCCCUGAUCCCAACGCCAAAGUCAUCGCCCGCGCACAGAGCAUGCAUAUGAACACCGGUGUCAACCAAAUCUGGCAGAAUUUCUUCUGUCUGGCCUUCGAGGACGGCAGGUUCAAGGGUUCCACGUUUCAGGUGAUGGGAUUAGAUGUCGUCAGGGGUGAAUGGGCUAUUGUGGGGGGAACGGGAGAAUUCUCCAUGGCAACGGGUGCCAUUUACAAGAAGUUCCACAAGAAAACGAGUGAAGGGGACAUAGUGGAACUUACAAUCCAUGGAUUUUGUCCCGUUCUCGAAGGGUCAAAGCAGGACAACCACUGCUCGUCAUCUGGUGCCUGACGUCUCGUUGUGCUCCAGCAUCUGUUUGUAUCGAGCGGAUCUUUGCUCCUGCCGACCUGUGUGUUUGUGUUUGCUCCUGUCAUCCUGUGUCAAAUAAAGAUCUCGAUCAGAGACUGUGUUCCUGUGCUUCUGUAUCUGUUGUGAAAUAAAGAUCCUUGUUUGUAAACCACUAUUAAAUUGGUCA
Panicum virgatum (switchgrass) is the source of this 757-nucleotide messenger RNA. RefSeq lists its product as uncharacterized. The transcript is spliced from 3 exons. The record is from RefSeq and is a predicted model, not a curated record. Lineage: Eukaryota; Viridiplantae; Streptophyta; Magnoliopsida; Poales; Poaceae. Bases 76 to 573 code for a protein of 165 amino acids.